AUAAUAGACACAUGAAAUAUAUGUAGUCACAAUAUCAUGCGUGUGUGUGUGUUUGUUUAGGCGUUUUGUUGUUAACAUUCAUCAUAACAAACAGUGAGCAAUGCCGCGUAAUGUUGGCUCGGGAUCGCGCCUGUUGGAUCUAGGCGUUGUCUGCCUGAUAUGCUUGCGCGCUGAGACUGGAUACUGUUCCAUCUAUGGGCAGGAUCUGGAGACGCCGCAUAUGCUGAUUGUGGACAAGAUACGCAGCUGCAGUGCAUUGCAACUGGACCGAUCACUGCUCUCUCAAUUGCCGGAUAAGAUAUGUUACGGCUGUCGCAACGAGCUGAGCAUCACAUACCGUUUCCAGCAGAAAUGCCUUGAGGCGCAGAAGGUUUUGCAAUCAACAUCGACGGCCACACUACUGCUGGACGUUGACAAAAUGGAGUUGGAGCAGACUCAACAGCUCAAGUUGCCCACCAGCCUCAAAAUCAAGCGUCUUGAAACGGAGGCGGUCUCCUCCAACGAAGCCAUCAAGUAUUACAACGACGAUGAUGAUGAAGAUGAUGAUGCUGACGAUGAUGAUAAUGCGGACGCCAUAACGCUGAUGCAGCCAGAGAAUGCGGCAACAGCGCUGGUGCUAGCACAAAAUGUGACAGUCGACGCAUCCGACCAUGAGGAUGAGAAAAUGCUCGAAUUGGACGUUGACUGGGGCACAAAUCAAAUGGAGCAGGAACAGCAGCAGCUGCAUAGACUUUGCGAGUCGGAGCAAGAGCUGGACCUAGAGCUGGACCAGGAACAGGACCAGGAUCCGGAUGAUGAUGACUACAAAUUGCCCAACGAGCAGAGUAUUGUGGACACAUUCGCAACACCGUGCCUACAAUCUAGCAACAACAACAACAACAACAAUAGCAGCAGCAGCAACAACAACAACAAUAAUAAUAAUAACAAUAAUAAUAAUAAUAAUAUGCAAAACGUCGUUUUGCGAAAUCGACGACCCGCUGAGGCGAAGAUUUGUGAUAUCUGCGGCAACACGUACAAGUAUCAGCAUGCGCUAAACGCGCACAUGCGACGCCACAACAACGACCGACCAUAUCCGUGCGAGGUGUGCCAGAAGGCGUUCAUAUCGAACGUGGAGCUGCGGCGGCACAUGCGCGUUCACACUGGCCAGAAGCCGUAUGGCUGUCACUAUUGUGAGCGUCGAUUCUCGGAUUUUGGCAGUAGCAAAAAGCACGAACGCAUCCACACCGGCGAACGGCCGUAUGUCUGUGAGGUAUGCAACAAGGGAUUCGCCUAUGCCCAUGUGCUAUCCGUGCACCGGCGCACGCAUACGGGCAAAAAGCAGUUCCAGUGCACACAGUGCGACAAGGGAUUCACCAAGAAAUGCUACCUGACCACGCAUAUGGAACAGCAUCGCAUCGGUAAGCUAAGUACCAUAAAGGUGAGCACCGUCUCCCUCAAGCUGCCCACUCGCAAGCAUCAACAACAACAGCAGCAAAAGCGACCGGAACGACAGAUGCGCUAUGACAACAACAAAGAUGCAGCCAGCGGCGUUGCUGAUGGGGAUGUGGAUGUGGAUGCAUAUGCUCAUGAUGAGGACGAUGACUAUGAUGAUGAUGACAAUGUGAGUGCCAGCAUGGGCAUACGCACCCUUAACCAGAUGGGCGACGAGCAGACCAAGGUGCUGGAGGAGUGCAUUGUGAACAAUGAUUUCAUGCUCAACGACGAGGAUGUGGACGAACCGGAGCACGAUAUUGACGAUUAUCACGAUGCUGAGCUAGACGAAAGCGAUUUUCAGCAUGUGCAACAUGGCAAGGUGCCAUACGGGCUCGUCAGUGAUCUGCUAGACGCUGACGACUUGGUCAGCGAUACCAAAUACUUGAUGGAAUAGUGAAAUCCAUUCUCGACCCUAAAAUCCCCACCCUACACACAUUCGGUUUGCAUUGUCGAUCAAUCGGACUACCACAUAUAUCAUAUAGCUGCCAAUCCCAAUCGGUCGGAUGCAUUCGUACGAGUUAUAUGCUAUAUGUCUAUAUGCUUCGGUAUGCCGAAGUCUUACGCAAAGCUCCACCCAAAACAAAUUAGAAUAAUGCUCACACGCUGUGUAAAUAUAGCCGUUGGCAACGGUUUCCGACAUACUAUUUAUGUUAUUGUGCAACUAAUGUUCUCUUUUAAAAGCUUAAGAACAACUGUGUAAAUGAGGCGCAGGUUUUGCUCCAUAUAUGUAUAUGUAUAUAUAAAUAUAUAUACAUACAUACGUAUGCAGUAUAGCCAUAAUAUUAAGUUACUGUACAAAUAUGAUUGAUUGUAUGUUAGAAUAACGCACAGAUGCACGUGUUUCUCGAGUUUAUGGAUUAGUACACUUGUCAUUAGUUAAAAUCAGUUUUUAAAGCAAUUUAACUUUAACUAUAGUCUAAGUAUUUACGUUAUAUGUUUUAGGCAUUCGGACUGUAUGAGCUUCACUUGGCCCACAAUGAUAAUAGGAUUAGGGCAAUUUUAUCCGUAGUAAAUAAAUAUAUAUAUUUAUAUACAUUUAUAAAUAUAAAUAUUUUCAGCCUGUAAAUGGCGACAUUCUGCAUUGUUCUUUUGUGUAUUUUUUCGGCGGG
Molecule: messenger RNA, 2582 nt
Organism: Drosophila grimshawi
Lineage: Eukaryota; Metazoa; Arthropoda; Insecta; Diptera; Drosophilidae
Product: zinc finger and SCAN domain-containing protein 12
Exons: 1
Coding region: 101-1867 (588 amino acids)
Cellular component (GO): nucleus
Molecular function (GO): zinc ion binding
Source: RefSeq, a predicted model, not a curated record